AUGGCGCAACUCAACUCCAUCUCCAUUGGCCUCCAGCGCGAAUCACACCAGCAGCCAACGGCAUCCUCCUCCUCAUCCCAACAACAACAGCAACAGCAGCAGGAAGAGGAAACAAUAAACUCCAACAGUGCCUUCUUUGGAGGUGCGGGAAGUAAUAACGAAACGACACCGCGGGAAACGCCGAUGGGUGCUGUAGUACGGCACGGCUCGAGAUUUGAAACCUCCUGCACACCACUCUCACAUCAACAGAUGCAGGGUCAGGAAGAAGAGAAUGAUGAGGAACGAGAGAGAACAGAUAGUGUGGAUUUGGGAUCUACUACUACAAGUGGGGUUUAUGCUGGUAGAAGUCAAACAGGGCAGGGAAGUGCACUUAUUGAAUUACAACGCCGACGAUCGUCAUGUAUGAGUAUUGGAAUGAUGGAUGAUCAGAAUGUAGAUAUCAGCAGAGGCAAGAAUGAUGUAAACACCAAUACUAUUGCGAAUAAUAAUACUAAUAAUAAUAAUACUAAUAAUAAUAAUACUAAUAAUAAUAAUACUAAUAAUAAUAAUACUAAUAAUACCAACACGGUAGUAACAGGGAGGAAAAACUCUCAGAAUCAAGUGCAGUAUGUUAAUAAAAACAGUGAUACACCGCAACGUGAUAGACUCACACAUCGCCACAGUGUGGAAAUUACAUUUGGGAAUCGUACAAAUUCACCACUGGAUCGAACCUUAUCACCCGUAUCUUGGAGGCAUAAUCCUUAUACACUAACCCCAACAUCACCCACAACAGACUCUGUGAAUGCCGGUAAUCGACAGAGUCCUUGUAUUACCGCACACAACUCACUCGCGAGUAACAGUUUAACCGUAGCCAUUAAAACAAACCCCGCCGUACGAAAUUCCCCCACCGCUUUACGAGUCACAUCAAAUGCGGCAGCGAGUUGUAUGGGUAGUGGAUUUGGAGCUUCUUCACAUGAUUACGCACGUGCGUUUAUGAGCACAGAUGCCGUGGCCCAUGGAGUUGGCGGCGAUGAAGAAGAUGAGUUCUGCCGUCCACCAUCCUCUACACUUUCCAUGUAUGAGGGAGUCUCAUUGGAGUCGCAGGGACACAUGCAAUCACAUCUACAAUCGCAGUCUGCGUGGCCAACACGUAAUCGUGCGAACAGUGCCUUCUGUGCGACGCAGCGUGGUCGUUUCUCACCAUCCCUCAGUGCUUGUGCGGCUGCGAGUUUGUGUACAUCGCCGUCUUGUGAGGCGCGGCAGCGGAGUUUCUCGCUGCAUUCUACGCGGUCAUCUCCAAUGAUGCGGCCGGGUUUUGCAGAACCGGCGGGUCCGUUGUUUACACCGUCUACGAGUCAUUGGGGUUCACUACAAUCACCCGCAACGGCAUUCUUGGAUGAGGGUGGUAGUACUAUGAACACUCAUAAUAAUAAUAACAAUAACAAUAAUCAACCUCAGCAUCAUUCUGUGAACAGUGGUAUUUAUCGGCGGUGUAGUACAGGGAGUUUAUCGUCGCCCUCAUGUUUUGUGCAUAAUAUUGUUCCCACGUUUAUUUCUCCUCUGCCCGCUGCCACUGGUAGUACUCCGGCUGGUAUGCCUACUGUUAGUAAUACUAGUGGUGCUGGUAUGUUUGAUAAUAACACUAACAGCAACAGGAACAGUACGAGUUGUCCACAUUCAUCUCCCCAACACGCUGAAAUGCACAGCAACAGUCCUGUCUCUCUUAAAUCGUGGAGUACAACACAGACAUCUAGUCAAACCCCGUUUCGUAGAGGUGAUGCACAUAAUGACACUUAUGAUAGAGAACAUGAUGGGGAAAUGCACGUGGAUGAUGAGGAAAACGAUAUUGAACCAUAUAAUGCCACACUUCGGCCUAAUGAUGUAAGUGGUGCAUUUCAAGAGGGACAGUUGGAUGCGUUGAGUGCGAAAUUAAAGCGCGAACACUCACAGGGGAAUAACAGUGCAGCGAAGAUGCAUUGUACAAUGAAAGUUAAUAAUGAUAUGAGGACAGGACCACUCACCGUAUUGCAUCCAUUACCACGACCACCAUCACGACGAUCAUCAUCCUUAUCAUCAUCAUCUUCACCACAACGCCAACGGGAACAAGGACAACAAGAACAAGAAGAACGAGGGAACGAAAGAGAGGGAGUGGGAAAAGAGAAGAAAGAACAGCAUACAUCUGAGGAAAUGGGAAUGAAAGAGGAACAACAACAACAACAACAAGCACAACAACAGCAACAGCAACAAGAAGAACAAGCUGUCAUGGUUCCUGUUAUUAGUGCUAUCAAAUUGGAAGAAAUGAUGUUUAAAAAUCCCAAAGAGGAGGUGAUGUGCCCUGAAGGUUUUCACUUUUCUGUUUAUGAUGCCGAUAUUCGAGAACAUUACAUGAUUGAAAGUUCAAACAUUGUAGCAACGCGUGGGGCUGUUCGUUACGUGGCAUUCCAAGAACAAUAUACCACCCACUCACGAUUCCGAUUUCAAUUAUGUAAACGAUAUAUAAAUGGCCGUUGUACACAAAAGAUGGAUUGUCAAUAUAUUCAUUCUCAUCAUAUUCCAUCCUGCACAUUGGUACAUGUGAAUGAAAAUGUAAUCAGCAGUGCCGCCAUUGGAGGACGUGAGUUCUCUGCUGAAGUCCUUCGCGGUGGAAAGAACACACACGGCUAUGCCACUUUACCGCCGGGUGUUAUUUUACAUGUAUACCCACCCAAUCAGGAAAAGAGUGUUCCGCAACUUAUUCCAUCUGAAAUGAUUCUUCAAACGGUUGGGGCUUCAAAUGUACACAGUUUACUCAUCCAUUUUGCAACGAAGAGUACGAAUGAUGAUAAUGGAGUCAGCAGUAAUAAUAAUAAUAAUAAUAAUAAUAAUGAUAAUAAUAGAGAAGGUGAUACUACUACCACUACUACUGCAGAUACCCCUAACGCACCCACGAAUGAUACGAUGAAUACAGGUGGUAUUAGAGCCCGUCAUUGUGCUCACUUUCAAUUUAAUAAAAUGUGUAAUCUCGGCUCAUCCUGUCACUUUAUUCACUCACUGGUGCCGUAUGUACAAGGACUGACCUGUCUUCCUCAAGAUACAACAACCACUACAACAACAGCAGCAGCAUUCACCACAGCGAUGAUAACACCACAUCCGGGAUUACCGCCCAAUGCGGCAUCUCAUCAUGGACUUUACCCCGCAGCCGGCGGCGGCAUCCCAUCAUACCCAGUGGAAGUACUGCACCCACACCCACAGCCACAACAAACUCCACAAGCAGUGCCAACAAACACCACAACACCAACAACAACGGCGGUAACGAAUCCAAUUGCAUAUCAUACAAAUGUGCAUAUGGCACAAAUUCCAGUUUACAUGCAACCUUCUAUGCAUCCACAAUGGAAUGCAUACAAUUAUGGGGGGAAUUAUCCACCGGCGGAGUAUGCCGUCUCUACAGGUCCCGCUCUCAACUGCUUAUCUCAACAGCAUGAAACUUUAACGGUGAUGCCACCGCAUGGACAAUAUUUUGCACAACAAUAUUAG
Messenger RNA from Trypanosoma theileri, 3492 nucleotides. RefSeq lists its product as uncharacterized. The coding region runs from base 1 to 3492 and encodes 1163 amino acids. Gene Ontology annotation, molecular function: metal ion binding. NCBI's taxonomy places the organism in Eukaryota, Euglenozoa, Kinetoplastea, Trypanosomatida, Trypanosomatidae. The record is from RefSeq and is a predicted model, not a curated record. The transcript has a single exon.